UCCAGAGCAGCCAUCAGGACUUCUCCUUCGGGCCCUGGAAGCUGACGGCGGCCAAGACCCACAUCAUGAAGUCGGCCGAUGUGGAGAAUAGGCCAUGCCGCAUCUUCCGGCUAGAAAGCCGCAGGGACCAGGAAAUGAGAGGAGGCGCUUUACCAUCCUGUGCUAAUGUGUAGACACGAAUACAGUAACCUGUCAAACUUCACUGACUACUAAUACAGUUGGCAUGUGGACAAGAAACAGUUCACCAGAAAUAGGCUAGCUGAUGAACUGCAUAUGCCUUCCCUCCCCGAAAUGAUGUUUGGCGACAACGUCUUAAGAAUCCAGCACGGUUCCGGCUUUGGGAUUGAGUUCAACGCCACCGACGCUCUGAGAUGUGUUAACAACUACCAAGGAAUGCUGAAAGUGGCCUGUGCCGAAGAAUGGCAAGAGAGCAGGGCGGAGGGUGAACACUCUAAGGAGGUGGUGAAGCCAUAUGACUGGACCUAUACAACAGACUAUAAAGGAACGUUACUGGGCGAGACCGUGAAGUUGAAGGUUGUGCCUACAACCGACCACAUAGACACGGAGAAAUUGAAAGCCAGGGAACAGAUCCGGUUCUUUGAGGAAGUCCUGCUCUUUGAGGAUGAACUUCACGACCACGGCGUCUCAAGCUUGAGUGUGAAAAUUAGAGUCAUGCCCUCCAGCUUCUUCCUGUUGUUAAGAUUUUUCCUGAGGGUGGACGGUGUGCUCAUAAGGAUGAAUGACACCAGGCUUUACCAUGAGGCCGACAAGUCCUUCAUGCUACGAGAGUACACCUCAAGAGAGAGCAAAAUCGUCAACCUAACGCACGUCCCCCCGUCCCUCUUCACGGAGCCCAACGAGAUAUCCCAGUAUCUGCCCAUCACGGAGGCCAUGUGCGAAAAGCUGGAAUUCCCCGAGAGGAUCGAGGCUCCGCCGGCAGAGACGCCAGCCGGCUUGAGCCCCGCGUCCAAUUAAAAAAACACGUUCCCCGGUGACCUCGCAGCAGAACCUGCCACCCCCUCCCACCCCCCACCCCUCCAUUCCCCCCUGGUUCUGCUCUCCAGGGUUUUCAACCCCCACUCCCCACAACGGUUUCUCUCCUGGAAAGAGCCAGGCGCCCUUGCCCGUGGUCGGGUUCGCGGCGGUCUCCAGGGAAGGAAAAACCCGCAGACCUCACCACUGGUUCCACCCGGCUGCUGUUUCGCCCCGUCCGUCCCCGAGGCCACGUCGAGGGAGAUGGAUUGGGUGGACCGGGACUGGCCAGUGCCACCAAGUUGAAUCUCGGCGGCCGACAGUCGUGACGGGAGGGACCCGUGUCCAUCGAGAAGUCCCGCCUCCCUCCUGCCCCCCCCCAUGAAUGCGGUCUUCCCAAAUGCGGUUUCUCUUUGCACACCUCCGUAAUGUUCCCGGAUCGUGAACGCCGGGAAGACCCACCACUCCGGCAGUUGGUUAAUCCACCCUCUUGGAUCGCCUUCCGGAAAAAAACCUUUCCGAUCGCUCCUCCUUUUAAGCCAACCCAUUGACAGGGUUUUGAGAUAAGGCCGGCAGAAGCGGAACAGAAAAAUCGGGUUCAAACUGAGGAGGGGGGUUCAAGUGAGCACAUCCCUGGAUCUGUGGUGAGGGGUGGAAGGAGUUUUUUAUUUUGAAUCUCCAGUCCACUGUUAAGUCAUCCUCUCCUCCCCCUUCAACAGUUUUAGGGAACCGACUCGCUGAUCUUGUAUUGCCAUUUUCCAUGGGAGCGUCAUUCUGAAUUAAAAAGCAGAACGAAACUGAAGUUAGCAUCAGUAUUUAAAAGUGGAAUGAUACCAUUAACAUUUAAAAGGACACCUCAGUUUUGUCAACUCUAAAGUAAGAUCUGUUUUUUGCCGGCAGAGGGAAAAAAUAAAAGGUGGGGGGUUUUGUUGGUUUUUUUUUUAAACUAGUUUUUUGUAUUUGAAACACUCAGGUCCUAGUUCUGCAUGGCAGGUGGGGCAAUGAAAUGGAAUUAACAGAUGAGAUCCAGGAAAUAAAAUCGAGCUGGAUAGUUUUGGGGGGGGUGGACACACAAAAACCACAGAUAGUAAAAAGAUUGAGCAAAAAAGCUAUGAAAAUAGUUUUUUUGGCAUUUUCUACACGUUUAUCCCAUUCUGCAUGUUCUGCAAAGAGGGCAGCAUCUGUUUUAUUUGUUGAAACGUUUAUUUUUGGUUACUUAAUUUUUAAGCAAAAAAAAAAUGUCUGUUCUACAGGGCUGUUUGUCAGCCGUCUCUUCUACUGAAAAUUGGAUCCUCUUAUGAGGAUCCAAAGCUUAACCCAGCUUUGAAUUCAGUUGGUCACUCUUGGGUAGAGAAAGGAUUAAUUGGGAGACAUCGCUGGCUCUCAUCUUGGCAGAAAUGGCUUACUUGCAGGGAAGCGCAAGAAAAUGUAAAAUGGCAUCCUGGAUUCACAGUCAAGGCUCAGUAGAUUGUUGCAAACAAAGUGUACCGUUCGAGCCAGCUUUCCAGCCAAGUUCAUUGACAAAAUCCCCAAGGACUACUUUUCCACACUGCCGCCUCACUCCCAAGGCGUCCGAGCGUUCCCGAGAAUGCGCUGCAUGUUUACCUUACAUCACGUAUGUGAAUCGAGGUGGAAGUUUCCUCUCAAAAGAUCGGGGUCGGGGAUUACGCUAGGCCGUUGAAGGAGAACCCAUCACGGUUUUGAAUGGAACAGACUCCCACGGGGAAAAAUCAGCUACGACAUCCAGAAAGCAAGACUCUUCCAUGUCAGGACUUGCUGGCUCCCUGUCAUCUUACAGCUCUCACAUCAGCUGAAUCCUAAACUUUCCUAGCACAAGCUGCCCGAUAAAAAUGGCAGAGAAAGAGUCGAACACAGGUUGGGGGGAGAUGCGCUCGGCAGUCCUCUGAAGUGAUUUAGGAAACUUGUCUUUGUCCAUCACUAAAGAAAGUGAAUGAUCACAUUUUAUAUUUAUUUGUUCCGAAUGUCUUUUUUGUAAGUGAAAACUUCCCAUGGGAAAAAUAAACACAACGAGGAAUGAC
Molecule: messenger RNA, 3011 nt
Organism: Ornithorhynchus anatinus (platypus)
Lineage: Eukaryota; Metazoa; Chordata; Mammalia; Monotremata; Ornithorhynchidae
Gene: TIPRL
Product: TOR signaling pathway regulator
Exons: 8
Coding region: 274-975 (233 amino acids)
Biological process (GO): TOR signaling
Cellular component (GO): cytosol
Source: RefSeq, a predicted model, not a curated record